Geodia barretti is the source of this 672-nucleotide messenger RNA. Lineage: Eukaryota; Metazoa; Porifera; Demospongiae; Tetractinellida; Geodiidae. The record is from the annotation of a GenBank genome assembly.
UCGCCUCGCUUCCGACUGGACCGGAGGUCAGCUGUGCACGUGUAAUUUCCCGGGCAGCAGAUCCGUAUCAGAUUGACCUUUUUGAGCCGAAGUCUGAAGGAAAACCGUAGCUAAUAUAUUACUGGAUGUCGAACUUCUGUCUAUAAGCUGCAGUUCUGUGUUUCUUCGUCACCUGUACGUAAGGCCAAUGUCCGGGGCUCUGAUCUGAAAGAAGCAGUUGGAGUGAACCGUAAAGGAUGCCCACAGUUGCUGAAGCGUUGCGGCUUGGCACUCUGAACACUAUCCACGCCCUGCGUUGGGCCAGACACGCGACGGUGGCCGUGUGUGUGUGGCUAUGGAGCAGCCUCCUCUAUCUGGCCAAACACAAGGGCUCAGAGUUGAAACUCAUUCAGAAAGACGUCCAGAGACUGGAGAAACUGCCCCUACAUCUGGCACUAGUUGUGAACGAGAGACCGGUGUCGUAUAGCGACCUGGCAAAGAUUGUGAACUGGUGUUUCUGUGUGGGGAUCCACUACUGUUACUCUCUAUGAUCCUAGAGGUAGGCUAAAGAGUGAUCUGGAGAGUCUACGGAGUGCAGUGGAGCAGCAGCAUAAGAUGGUGUUCUCUGAAUGUGAACCGUUUGUUCUAAUGAGUAGUGAUAACUACCAGGAGUCUCCCCCUAGUAAUGGUCAG